AUGGACGAAGAUGGCGGAGAUGAUGAUGGAGAAGAUCCUGGUGAAAGGAAGAGACCUCGAUCAACACAAAACUCACUGAGCUAUGAACCAUCAAGUGAUGAAGGUGAAUCGCCCAGGUUGAAAAGAGAUGUGACUGAAGCAGAGUUGCAAGAGCCCGAGCAAGAAAGCAACAGACCGAGGAUUGAUGAGGGCGACGGAGAAGUUGAAGAAAAUCCGCACAAGUACCCAGCAACUGCCGUGAGAUGGGCAGAUGAGCAGCAAAGUUUCGGAACCACAAGGUCUUUAGCUGAAGGAGAAAAGUCGGAAGAGUACAAGGAGUAUGUUCGAAGAAUAAUGAUGAUCCGAAGCGUAGAGGAAAUGAAUCCGUACUUGAAAAGCGAAGUUCCAGAGUAUCACGACGAUGAGGAAGUCGAGAUGGAGGAAUUGGAAGAAGUUGAGGCAAAUGUUUAUGAAGAAGAGGAAGGAAUCCCAGAAUGGGAAGAUGAUGAAGAACUGAAUGAAAAGUUGCCAACAUGGUCAAACGAUUUCGAAGAUGGACCACCGAAGCUUACAGAUGAAGAGUUGGAAAAUGUCGACAAUGAGUCACGAGCAUUCGAGAUCGAACGAUUGGAAGAAAUGGGGGUGUUAAUAAGAUUGCACCCAGACGCAGAUAAGUCCAAGUACAAGUUCUUGUCGACAAAGGUAGUGUACGACUGGAGACAUCGAGAAGGAGAAUGGCAAAGGAGAGGAAGACUAGUUGCAAGAGAGUACAAGUGGCUAACAAGCUACGAUUUGGAAACAAGAGAAAAGUUGGAAAAGGAGGAGAUUAAGAGAAAGGCAGCUGAGUUUGGAGCUCAGUUGGGAGAAAGAUUGAAAAAGGAGAAGGCGAUGGCUGAAAAGAGGAGUGAGCCAAAGGUGAAGGCAAUGCCUAAAGCUGUUCCAAAGGCUGUGCCAGAUGUGUUGAAGAAGAAGAGACUGGAGAAAGAUGGCAAAGAGAGCCAGCCAGAGGCGAAAAAGAAAAAGUGGACAAAAGCCGGUGAGCAAGGAACGGAAAAGGAGAAUGAGCAGCAGCUGGAGUCGGACAUCUUGGAAAUGUUGCAAAGCAGGAAGCAGAUCUCGUACAACGUAAGCGCCUGCAACUUUUGCAACGAGAUUGGACAUAAGGCUGCCGCAUGCUUGAGAAUGGUGGAUCGCGCCAUCAAACAACAAGCUGGACUGUUUUACAGUCUCAGGUGGAGUAAGUUUUGCGUUUACUGCUUCAAGAAAGGCUUGGGAAAGAAAGGAAGAACGCAUUCCAUCCAUUGUCCAAAAGUCAUUGGCUUUGGGUGGACUGGCCUCGACGAGAAGGAUUGUUGGCGUCGCAAAGAAGUGGAAAAGAAAGCUGAAGCUGAGAAGUCAAAGGAAGAAGGCGAAAGAGUGUCUAAGAGUCUUGAGCAGGAAGAUGUCACGGAGGAAGUUGAAAAGGAUGAAGUGACAGAAUUCAUCGAAGAAGCAAACGCAGAGGCAGAGAAAAAGAAAGAGGAGAAAUAA
Molecule: messenger RNA, 1509 nt
Organism: Symbiodinium natans
Lineage: Eukaryota; Dinophyceae; Suessiales; Symbiodiniaceae
Source: the annotation of a GenBank genome assembly